Molecule: messenger RNA, 1287 nt
Organism: Penicillium vulpinum
Lineage: Eukaryota; Fungi; Ascomycota; Eurotiomycetes; Eurotiales; Aspergillaceae
Product: O-acetylhomoserine aminocarboxypropyltransferase/cysteine synthase family protein
Exons: 4
Coding region: 1-1287 (428 amino acids)
Biological process (GO): transsulfuration
Molecular function (GO): pyridoxal phosphate binding; transferase activity, transferring alkyl or aryl (other than methyl) groups
Source: RefSeq, a predicted model, not a curated record
AUGCAAAAAGAGUCUGCACAAAUCAAGAAGGCGGAUAUGCCAACUGUCGAGGUAUUUGAAAGGAGAGCUGCGGCUUUAGAAGGUGGCACUGCGGCUGUUGCAACUGCCUCCGGCCAGUCUGCCGUGUUUCAAACCAUCAUUGCUUUGGCAGGAUCUGGAGACAACAUUAUCUCCUCGCGCAACCUAUACGGUGGGAGCUACAGCAUGUUCAAAACCCUCCUCCCUCGACUAGGUAUUGAGGUGAGAUGGGCAUCAAGCGAUAAGCCUGAAGAAAUUGCAGGAUAUAUCGAUGAGAAAACAAAGAUGGUAUUUGUAGAGACCAUUGGAAAUCCUCGGUGCAGUGUACCGGAUCUGCGAGGAAUAGCAGAUGUCGCACAUCGACAAGGCGUUCCCUUCGUUGUCGACAACACAUUCGGGGCUUGCGGUGCCUUUUGUCGGGCUACAGACCAUGGAGCGGAUAUUGUGGUACACUCGGCGACAAAAUGGAUCGGAGGCCAUGGAACCUCGGUUGGUGGGGUGAUAAUAGAUUCAGGGCAAUUCGACUGGGGACAAAGUGCAGCUCGUUUUCCUCAGCUCAUUGAAGAAUCUGGACCUUUGAACUUUUCUUAUUGGAGAACGUUCGGGAAUUGCGCAUUUGCAAUGGCUCUUCGAAUCAACGUGGUAAUGGAAGUAGGCUCGGUUCUCGGUCCUUUUGCUGCUCAGCAGCUUCUCCUUGGGUUGGAGACUCUCAACUUGAGAUGUGAGAAAAUCGGGUCAAAUGCGCUCAAAAUAGCACGCUUCUUGGAGUCAGAUCCUCGUGUUGCCUGGGUAAACUAUCCAGGACUUGAGAACAGUGAAUAUUACGGUCUCGCGAAGAAAUACUUGGCCGGCGGGUUUGGCGGUGUUCUCUGUUUCGGUGUGGCAGGUGGCGCUCGUACAAGUGAUAUUCUAAUUGACAGAUUGCGCAUCAUUUCAAACAUGACAAAUGUUGGUGAUUCGAAAACGAUGAUUACUCACCCCUGGAGCUCUACUCAUGUUAUCAUGUCCGAGGAAGAUAGGAUUGGAGCCGGAAUCACAGAGGAGAUGUUUCGUCUAUCAGUAGGGACGGAAGAUGUCGAGGAUCUCAUUCAUGAUUUUGAUCAAGCACUGGCUAGUCCGGAUCCACCGACGAAGAAUGUGAGCAGUAAGCGCUCUCGAGCGGUCGCACCGAUUUCAGAUGACGAAACUGCGCAGAAGCGACAAAAGAAAACAGAGAAUAUUCGGAACAGAGAGAGCAGAAGGAUGUGUGGACAGUCGAGCAAACAAUAG